Molecule: messenger RNA, 1545 nt
Organism: Penicillium verhagenii
Lineage: Eukaryota; Fungi; Ascomycota; Eurotiomycetes; Eurotiales; Aspergillaceae
Product: ubiquitin carboxyl-terminal hydrolase
Exons: 2
Coding region: 1-1545 (514 amino acids)
Biological process (GO): protein deubiquitination
Molecular function (GO): cysteine-type deubiquitinase activity
Source: RefSeq, a predicted model, not a curated record
AUGCUUCUUCACUGGCCAGCAUUUCUAAACUGGCUGGAUUAUUAUAAAGAUCAACACUGCGAGAAAAGGGGCAUCUGUAUCUUAGGAGCGGAAGCUCUUCCAUGCAAACUAUGCCAGUUUCGUGAGCUGGCUAGCAUCUACUGGGGUACUGUUGAUGGAGAUCGUACUGAGAAGUUCACUGCUCUGACCAAAUUGAUUGGCUCGGAGUGGGGUGCUCCCCCGAGGGUCCAACAAGAUGUGGCAGAGUACUGGCCUGAAGUUUACCGGCAGCUGAGGAACGAGACUCGGAGUUUCUUUAAAACCGAUCUAUUUGGCCUCUUUCGCUUGUCCAAUGUCACUGUCAGACAAUGUCAUGGUAUGGGUGCCUGUAGGCCCCAAUAUACCGAGACUGAACUAGAUAUGUUGCACGUUCAAUUUCCCGAUGCUCCCAUUAAAGGAAAGGCAAAUACAGCCCAAUUGGGUGACGCCAUUUCAGAGUAUUUUGAACAGAGAAAACUACCAACCAAGUGCGGUAGAUGCCACAAUGACCGAUAUGACCACGAAAGUUUCCGUCGGAUUCCCGAGUGCCUCAUGGUACAUGUUAAUCGGAUCGGAACGACGGCUCAGGGGAAUCUAUUCAAGAUCAACAACCCAAUCCAGAUCCCACUGGAUUUAAUGUUUGAUGCUUCAUGCUUUGACCCACGAGUCACCAUCGAUGACAAUGUCGUCUAUGAACUGACUUCCGUCAUAAUGCACAAAGGUGAACCUAAUUCGGGACAUUAUUAUAUCUUUGCUAAAGGGCCCGGCUCAAAGUGGGCUCUUCUUGACGAUGAGGAUGUGACUCGCGUCGAUGGAUAUGACGCCUGGGCUGGAAGGAACUCCAACCAGUGUCGCGCCUACAUAUUCGGCUUUCGUCGCCUCGCGGUGAAUCCAACCCACCAGAGGAUCGUCUAUUCGGAUUCUUCAUCGGAGGAUAGUCGCGUGAAACAUGUCCAAAUUGAAAAACAGGUGGGACAAAAUGAGAAUGGGGAGAGUGAAUGGGAGAUUGCCGAUUCUGCAGUCUCCGAGGAGUUUGAUGACUUUGACGAGGAACCAAGUGCCUUCAGGAUGAAGUUUACCUCUGGUGGCGAAGAGUCGAUGGUCGUCAAGGCCAAUGUUGUAACCGAAGGAUCAAUGGAGAAUUUUAGAUUCCCAAAUGAGGAGGGCCUUUUGGAACUCAGCUGGUAUGACCAGGAUGAUAAUGUCAUCAAAGCCUUCAACGUCCAAGGAGUACUAGAGCAAGGUCUUCCCAGUGCUUCCAGAUACAGAGAGUUGUACAGUGAAACUGCAUCUAUUGAGGCGAUCAAGUCUACCAAAUCCAAGGAUUCGAACAAAUCAUCCCCGAACAAGCCUGGUGCCAAAAAAGGCAAGGCUCCAGUUGGCGCAAAGCCCAAGGGCGAAGAGAAAAAGAAGCGGACUCGAGGUUCUGUAGCGGGCAUGAUAGAGGAAGUCAAACAGGCAUUAAAAAACGAGAAUACGAAGAAGGGGAAGCAGGUGAAGCAGGCGAUGCCCUACGGAUUCUUUUGA